Messenger RNA from Echinococcus granulosus, 252 nucleotides. RefSeq lists its product as hypothetical. The transcript is spliced from 2 exons. The coding region runs from base 1 to 252 and encodes 83 amino acids. The record is from RefSeq and is a predicted model, not a curated record. NCBI's taxonomy places the organism in Eukaryota, Metazoa, Platyhelminthes, Cestoda, Cyclophyllidea, Taeniidae.
AUGCGUCAUGAAUUUGUAAAUGCAAAACACUUCUGCAUUAAAAAUGUUGAGGAAAUUUUUCGCCUUAUUGUGUUGGCAGCAUUCGUUUUGGCUGAGAAGGGCGAUUAUACCUAUUUUAUGAUAGAUGCGACAGUCUCAUGUAUGCUCUCUCCAUUUGGCGGGAUAUUUCUCACUAUUUUACAAAACAAAUCUGCUAAUCUUUAUAUAAUUCUGCAUCCAAGUAAAGGGAAAUACUGUGAUUAUGUUUGCUGA